AUGAUUAUCAAAGAAUAUCGCGUCGUCCUCCCUCUGUCAGUGGAAGAAUAUCAAGUUGGUCAACUAUGGUCCGUUGCAGAGGCCUCUAAAGCUGAAACUGGAGGUGGAGAGGGUGUGGAAGUACUCAAGAAUGAGCCAUUUGACAACGUCCCACUCCUAAAUGGACAGUUCACUAAAGGACAAUACACCCAUAAAAUCUAUCAUCUUCAAUCAAAAGUGCCUGCUUUAUUGAGAAAAAUUGCACCGAAAGGAUCGCUGGCGAUUCAUGAGGAAGCAUGGAAUGCUUAUCCAUACUGCAAGACGGUCAUCACCAACCCAGACUACAUGAAAGAAAAUUUCUAUGUAAAAAUUGAAACAAUUCAUUUGCCGGAUAAUGGAACUACGGAGAAUGCUCACGGACUGAAGGGGGAGGAGUUGGCGAAGCGAGAAAUCGUAAAUGUGAAUAUUGCCAAUGAUCACGAAUUUUUGAACUCUGGAGAUUUACACCCGGAUACCACACCAUCGAAGUUCCAGAGUACAAAAACUGGAAGAGGUCCUCUUUCUGGAAACUGGAAAGACAAUGUGCAACCAGUGAUGUGUGCGUACAAACUGGUUACAGUCUAUUUCAAAUGGUUUGGAUUCCAGAAAAUUGUAGAAGGAUAUGCCCAUACGCAAUACCCCCGUCUGUUCUCCAAGUUCCAUCGAGAAGUGUUUUGCUGGAUCGACAAAUGGCAUGGACUAACAAUGAUGGAUAUCCGUGAAAUUGAAGCCAAAGCGCAGAAGGAGUUGGAAGAGCAACGCAAAAGUGGACAGGUUCGGGGAAUGAACGGAUAA
Messenger RNA from Caenorhabditis briggsae, 813 nucleotides. Gene Ontology annotation, biological process: phospholipid transport. Bases 1 to 813 code for a protein of 270 amino acids. The transcript has 5 exons. Lineage: Eukaryota; Metazoa; Nematoda; Chromadorea; Rhabditida; Rhabditidae. The record is from RefSeq and is a predicted model, not a curated record. Gene Ontology annotation, molecular function: phosphatidylcholine intramembrane carrier activity; phosphatidylcholine binding; phosphatidylinositol binding. Gene Ontology annotation, cellular component: cytoplasm.